Neospora caninum is the source of this 1629-nucleotide messenger RNA. RefSeq names its product putative PH domain-containing protein. The record is from RefSeq and is a predicted model, not a curated record. NCBI's taxonomy places the organism in Eukaryota, Apicomplexa, Conoidasida, Eucoccidiorida, Sarcocystidae. Bases 1 to 1629 code for a protein of 542 amino acids. The transcript is spliced from 13 exons.
AUGGGAGAGACUGACAGCGACGAGGAAGCAGAAGGCGAAGUCCUUGAGUUCUGUGGCGAGAGCUUCGACUCACGAGACGACCUGCUCAUGGGUGACGAAUCUGAAGAGCUGUUGGACGGAGAGCCCAGUGUGCGUGCCGUCGAAGACGAGGAUAGCAGUCCAGAGACGGCUGCGACCGAGACAGUCUUAUCCCCGGAAGAUGCACUGUUCGAAGGUGGGGUGCAUCCGCGGAGAAGAACUGCAUCCGACGACUCGGUCGCUGCGUUGCAAGAGUUCACUUUCCUCUACCAGGCUGCUCUCAGGAAAAGAGGGAUUUCGUGUUGCGGCUAUCUGAAGAAACGGAGCCCCAACCGGCUGGUGGGAUGGCAGCGCCGCUGGUUCGUCCUGAAAGACAAGAGGUUGCUUUACUAUCGACAGCCGGAAGACCGCACCCCCGCCGGGCGUAUCGAUCUGGAGCUCGUCAAAAUCAAAAUCCAGUGUCUCUGGAACCCCCGACAGUUCCACGGCGGUCUCCUGUGCCGGAGCGGCAGCAUGCUGGAACCUCUGACGCCGGGGUACUCUGCUGCAACCGGAUGGAUGGAGUUGCUUUGCUGCGGAAGUGGCCCGAAGGGCUCUCAGCUCCUGGUAGCCGCAAACGACUUACAGGAGGAAGUGCGAUUUCGACUGAAGCCUGUUGGGUGCACGCGCGUGUUCGAACUCGCUGGUCCGUACGUGGAAGUCGUGAAUUGGAUCGACAAGCUGAGGCAAGUGGUGAAGAGCUGCCACGUGUCGCGACACUAUGUUCGCCGGGUGGCGCAGCAGCGGGGCUUCUGGAAGGUGGAGAGGAUUUCUCCGGAUAAGUUCGAGGAAAUCGUCGAUACAGGGGACAUCAUUUUGUUCAGAACCAAAAAGUUCCCCGCGCAGCUCCAGCGUGCAGUCACGCGCGGGCACUACGAUCACGUCGGCAUGAUGCUCAGGAAUCAAGACAAGGAUAUCUUCAUCCUCGAAAGCAUGGGGGAUACCGGAGUGAUUAUUACUUCGUGGAAGACUUUUGUCAAGGCCAAGUGGUACACAGCCUAUCGCAAAGUGGUCCUGCGUCGCCUCCGGUGGUCCAGACAGCCAGAGAGCUUGUCUCGACUCCUCGCCUUUCUUCAGAAGGUUGUUGGCAGAAACUACGAACUCACGUUUUCGAAAUUGUUCGCAACUGGCGUUGCACCUGACAAACCAGACAAAGGUUAUUUUUGCUCGGAGCUCGUCGCGGCGGCUCUCAAGGAGAUUGGUGCACUGCCGGAGGACACUAAAUGCGCACGCUACUGGCCACACACUUUCGCGGCAGGCAGCGCGCUGAAGUUGAGUGAAGGCUUCGAGUUAGAUGAAGAACUUUUGGUCGACUUUUGUCUCCGGUCGAAGGCACGGAAACGCCAUGGCCCGAAGAAACUGGAGGGGCGUACAGUCCCUCUUCCAAAACCUCCGUUGCAGGAGGAGCUGACUGACACUGACCGCGUGCCUUUGCCGCCCGACACUGGCAGACUGAACUCGUUCUUGGGCUGUGCGAGUGCUGUGGGGGAAACGGAGGCGCCGCUUGAAGAGACGCCGUCGCGCGUGAAUGAGGCGGAACUGCACAUAGGGGAGGAAAUGCAAGUGGUUUGA